AUGCGAAGAGAUAGCUUCAAGCUCCGCAAACAAGAACCACAACCAAUCCUUGCCACGCGACUCGACCUCACCCGACUCGGACUCGAUCCAUUACCACAUAUUCAACAUCUUCCAGCGAUAUCGCCAGACAUAUAUUCAGCCAUGUCUACCAAACGGAAACUCCCUCAGAAGCUCGCGCAGCCAAAGGUGAAUCAAAGCGCAAAGGCGUUGUGGAAAGCAAAUCUCAAUGAUUCGAGAACGGUCGUCUCAGCAGGUGGAAAUACCAUGCAGGCACGAACCAAUGGAUCCAAGGAAGUCGUGAGCAUAUCCAGUGACGACGAGGAUGCAGAUUCGGCGGAUGAGAGUGCUGCUGAAGUAUCAGAGGAUGAGCUAUCGAAAGAUGAUAUUGCCAUGACAGAUGCAGAUGCGCCGAUACCAGAAGAUGCAGAGGAGAACGCGGAACCAAGUUUUGGAGAUCUCGUGAGGGCGAAUGCUGAGAUUGUCGAUGUUGCUGGUGCUUUUGAGGAAACCAAUGCAGUUGCAUACCCAAAAGGAUCCCAGAUACAGCCUCCAUCAGGCACUUCUCUAGGAACAGUACUCACCCAAGCUUUACGGACAAAUGAUGUCUCACUUCUCGAAUCCUGUUUUCAUACUACCGACGUCCAGAUUAUUCGCAAUACCAUACAACGACUUGAGUCGCCUCUCGCGGGAAAAUUACUACAAAAGCUCGCAGAAAGAUUACACAGAAGACCUGGAAGAGCUGGAACAUUGAUGGUCUGGGUUCAAUGGACACUUGUUGCACAUGGCGGAUACCUUACGACGCAGAAGGAUGUGGUACAAGAACUUUCCGAAUUGGAAAAAGUAAUCAGCGAGCGCGCCAAGGGUCUCCAACCUCUCUUGUCACUCAAGGGAAAGCUCGAUAUGCUAGAUGCGCAAAUUGAGCUCAGACGAAGCAUGCAGAAUCAGCGAUUACGGAUGGACGAGGACGAGGAUGACGAGGGUAUCAUCUACGUGGAGGGACAAGAGAGCGAUAAUGAAGAGACCGCCAAAGCUCAAAGAGUUGUACAGAAUGGAGAGAUUGAGGGUUCAGAUGACGACAGCGAUAUCUCGGAAGACAUGCCCACCACCAACGGGGUCAUCGCAGAAUCGGACGAAGAGGAGAGUUCAGACGACGAUAAUUUAUUAGACGAUGAGGCUGAGGAAACAGACGAGGAUUCCGCCGAUGAGGACGAGGUGGACCACGAUGAUAAUGAUUCGGACGAGGAGAGUGAUGAUGCAGAUUCAGCGCCACCAUCAAAAGUGCAGCGAACGAGUGGGGUGAUUUCUAAAAAGCGAUAG
Messenger RNA from Hymenoscyphus albidus, 1317 nucleotides. The record is from the annotation of a GenBank genome assembly. NCBI's taxonomy places the organism in Eukaryota, Fungi, Ascomycota, Leotiomycetes, Helotiales, Helotiaceae.